GCUUCCUUGUUGUGAUUCCUACUCUAACCGGUAGGUGGUGGUAUUGCGUCAAAUUGUUGUUUGCCAACCGCCAUUGCAAAGCAAGAAGAAGCAGGCUCCUCCUUCGCUUCCCCUCCUCCUCGUCCUCUUGUUGCACAAGAGAAAUGGGAGGGAUUUGUUACAAAACUUACACACCGUGUGGCGGCAAACAGUUUGCGCCUACAUCUACUGUGAAUGUUGAAGUCCAUAGCUGUGCAGUCAGCUGGGAUUUAUUCACUGACAACAACUUACCGAGUGUAACGACAUGUCUACCAGACAAACGAAACGCGAAGCUACUAUGAAGUACUUGACUCCAGAUACCAACGCGACAGUCCGACGGUCAUCUCGGAGGGCUGUCGCCCCGAAGCGGCUCGACUUUUCUCCAGACGUGGCGGAUGAAACGGUGGCGGCUAAAAAAGCAAAAACCACAAACGAAAUGCCAGAGAAGAAGAGGAUAAAGGAUGAAGAUGAAUUGGACCAGACAGCUAGUGUUGCAGGGCUGUCUGCAUAUGAACUGGAGCGCCUUGAGAACAUCAGGAAGAACCAGGCCUUUCUGUCCUCCAUCAACUUACUCCAGGCCAGAGAGGAUUUGCAUCAGACCAUACGACCAAAGCCGUCACAGCGAGGUUUGAGGCCCCAGUCAGCUGUUAAAGAAGUACUUCCCCCUCGUAAAUCCCUACGCCUUCAGAAUAAACCAGCAGAAAAGUUGACUCUUCCCAAAGAACCCAUUAAUUUGCUUCAUCCUGCUCUGACCAGCGUAUUAAAGAAGCCCAGUGGCGCUCUGCACAUGAAUCCCAUAAAUCAGGAUGGGGGUUUCAAGCUGCCACCAGAGCUUCUGCAGCUCUGCUCAGAGGACACAAAGAAGGAGAAGAGGAAGCUUGAUUUAAAAGAGUACAUUUCUGCACUGAAAAACCUUAAGAUAAGAGAAGACGAUGUGGUCAAAGUGGUGAAGGAUCGCAUCUUCUCUGCAGCCUUCCAUCCUUGCAGCAGCAGCCUCUUGCUCGCUGCUGGAGACAAGUGGGGGAAAGUAGGACUGUGGAAUAUGGGCGCUGAAUUUGGCGAUGACGGUGUUCUGCUCUUUGAGCCCCACUCUCGUCCGGUGGGCAGCAUGGCGUUCUCCAGGUGUCAUCCUAACCAGCUGCUGAGCGCCAGCUACGAUGGAUCCUUGCGCUGCAUGGAUGUAGAGAAGGCCAUAUUUGAUGAUGUGUAUGACAUUGAUGAUGGCCUGAAAACAUUUGCUUUUAUGUCACAUGACUGUUCAACACUUCUGACAGGGAACUGGUUUGGAGAGGUUGCCAUCGUCGACAGGCGGACUCCAGGAAACUCCCAUGAGUCUCUUCACUCCCUAAACACCAAGGCUGUUCGCUGUGUAGAUGUCCAUCCUCUCCAGAUGCAGUACUUUGUCGCAGCAGAAAGCAGGACAGUAAGUAUUUAUGACAGCAGAUACUUGAAGAAGACCCAAAGCAAGGCAGUGUCUCACCUGAAUGGGCACGCGCUAUCCAUCACCAGCGCUUAUUUCUCACCUUGCACUGGGAGCCGAGUGCUCACCUCAUGCCUGGACAAUCACAUAAGGAUAUACGACACAUCUUCAUUGACUACUGAACCUCCCAUGAUUAAAUCCAUCAGUCAUGACAUGCAGACGGGCCGCUGGUUGUCAAAGCUCUCGGCGGUGUGGGACCCCAAGCAGGAGGACUGCUUUGUGGUAGGAAGUGUGAAAAGACCCCGGCGGGUGGAGGUGUUCCACGAAAGUGGGCAGCUGCUGCACUCUUUCCUGGAUGAGAACCUUGGCACGGUGCUGUCCGUCACCGCCUUUCAUCCCACAAGAAACGCCCUUCUGGGGGGGAAUUCAUCAGGACGCAUGCACGUCUUCCACAGUUGGAACGAAGACCAGUGAGUUUACAACUGUCAUCUCUGGGUGAGAUGAGUAUUGUAGGAAAGAGCUGACUACACAGAUACUGGCAGAAAUAAUUAGAAAGCUCAUAAAAAAAAGGUUGAUUUAGCAAAGAUUUAUUAAUGAGGGUCUCUGUAUUCGUCAGAGUCUAUAAAAAUCCAUUCCAGAUGUGUUGCACCUUUUCUAAAAAAAGAGCUUUUUUUGUCUUUAUUUUAGAUUGUUGCUCAUAAGACUUUCAUAGUCUGACUUCUCAGGGGUUUUUUACCCUUUUGUUCACAGUUCACUGAGUUGCCAUUGCAACUGCCUGUGUCCUGCUUCUAUGCACUUCCUACAUGCGUUCCUAGUGUUAAUAUAUUAAUUCCUUUAUUGUUGUCUUCAGAAUUUCUUUACGUUGUAUCCUCUAUAAAGAAGAUGACUUGCUCAUUCUUUGAAACAAAUCUUAUUGAUUUAAAGGCUUUUUUUAGGGGGAGAUUUGACCACAUGCCUUCUUAGUUUUACAGAAAUGUAACUAUUGUGGUUUAUUUAUGUUACUUUGGACAGGAUUCAACAAACUUCAGCAUAUUUAAACAUCUUUGGUUUGAGGUUAGUUUUCUAAGUAAUGUUGAAAAUUUUGCACCAUUUUUUUUUUAUUACAAAAGUUUGAAAAUACGGAAAGUCCUCUGCAUUGUUUGUGGAACAUUUUUUUUUAAUGUUUAUAUCUUUGUGAUGUUUACAUGAAAUCAAUAAAGCUAUGUAGUGAAUAUGACUGCUAAAGAGAUUUCAUUCCCAAAUUUUGUGUCACCUCUCGGAUGCAGCAGCUUGACAAAUUUUCCACAUGUUCUUAUGUGGCUGACCUGAAUUAUUUAUUAUAAAUAGGUAAUCAAUA
Messenger RNA from Poeciliopsis prolifica (blackstripe livebearer), 2774 nucleotides. It is a transcript of the gene wdr76, whose product is annotated as WD repeat domain 76. Gene Ontology annotation, cellular component: nucleus. The record is from RefSeq and is a predicted model, not a curated record. Gene Ontology annotation, biological process: regulation of DNA damage checkpoint. Gene Ontology annotation, molecular function: DNA binding; protein binding. The transcript is spliced from 15 exons. Bases 284 to 1912 code for a protein of 542 amino acids. NCBI's taxonomy places the organism in Eukaryota, Metazoa, Chordata, Actinopteri, Cyprinodontiformes, Poeciliidae.